This is a messenger RNA of Linum trigynum, 1826 nucleotides long. NCBI's taxonomy places the organism in Eukaryota, Viridiplantae, Streptophyta, Magnoliopsida, Malpighiales, Linaceae. The record is from the annotation of a GenBank genome assembly.
CUAUAUUUUCCGUGAAUAUUGUAGGGUCACCGUCGGUUAAACCAAUUACUUUCCCUUGUCUGCCUCUGCCUCUGCCUCAUAUGAUCAUUUCACAUUUCCUCUCUCCCUCCACUUUGAUCUUACCGCCCAAAUUGAACACUCCCAACCCCAACAAUGUCGUCAAUUCCCACCACCACCACCUCCGCCGCCGGAUUCUUCCGCAUCCCUCCUCCGCCGCAUCGCAUACCCGCUGCCGGAGUUCGUAUGAUGGCCGGCGCCUUGCAAUCCAAUGCCUCCAGCGUGGGGACCAUCCUGACAAACCUCCAGCACGAAUCCGCCACUCCGCUUCCCGUUCUGCGCCACGUGGCGGACGCCAUGACAGAGGACAUGCGAGCCGGGCUGGCUGUCGAAGGCGGGAGUGACCUUAAGAUGAUUCUCAGCUACGUCGACGCCUUGCCCAGCGGAAAUGAGAAGGGAUUGUUCUAUGCGUUGGACUUGGGCGGGACGAAUUUCAGGGUGCUGAGAGUUCAGCUUGGAGGGAAGGAAGAGAGAGUGAUUGCUACUGAGUCAGAGCAAGUCUCCAUCCCCAAAGAGCUCAUGUCUGGAACCUCCGAGCAACUGUUCGAUUUCAUUGCAAAUGGGCUGGCGACAUUUGCGGAGGUGGAAGGUGGGAAUUUCAGGUUGCCACAUGGGAGGCAGAGGGAGGUUGGGUUCACAUUCUCCUUCCCAGUAAUGCAAACCUCCAUUGACUCUGGCAUACUCAUGAAGUGGACUAAGGGCUUCUCAGUUUCUGGAACGGCUGGACGAGAUGUUGUUGCUUGUUUGAAUGAGGCAAUGGAGAGACAAGCAUUGGACAUGCGAGUGUCUGCCCUGGUCAACGACACGGUGGGUGCAUUGGCCGGAGCAAGGUACUGGGACGACGAUGUCAUGGUAGCAGUCAUUUUGGGUACCGGAACCAAUGCUUGUUAUGUAGAGAGGACUGAUGCAAUUCCAAGGCUAAAUGGUACAAUGUCAGCUUCAGGAAUGACUAUUAUCAACACCGAAUGGGGAGCUUUCUCAAAUGGGAUUCCAUUGACUGUGUUCGAUAGAGACAUGGAUGCUGCUAGUAUCAACCCGGGAGAACAGAUAUUUGAGAAGACGAUCUCUGGGAUGUAUCUAGGUGAAAUCGCUCGAAGAGUGCUGUUGAAGAUGGCAGAAGAAGGGGAUUUGUUCGGCAGAAGUUUCCCAGAGAAACUAACCACCCCUUUUAUCCUCAGAACUCCGGACUUGUGUGCAAUGCAGCAAGACAACUCUGACGAUCUCCAAGCUGUUGGUUCUAUUCUCUACAAUGCGACCCAGGUGGAGUCCAACCUGAGCUCCCGAAAAGUGGCAUUAGAGGUCUGCGACGCGAUUGUGAAACGAGGAGGGAGGCUAGCAGGAGCCGGGAUCGUGGGGAUCCUGCAGAAGAUGGACCAGGAUUCAAAGGGCUCGAUCUACGGGAAGCAAACUGUCGUGGCAAUGGAUGGUGGCCUCUACGAGCAUUACCCUCAGUAUAGAGGGUAUAUGCAAAGGGCUGUUGAAGAGCUUUUGGGGUCAGAAAUUUCGAGAAACAUUGUGAUUGAGCACUCGAAAGACGGGUCUGGGAUUGGAGCUGCUCUCUUGGCUGCUACCAACUCCAAGUACGAGCAUUAGAAUGUUUUAAAGGGCUCCUUUCCAUAUUCCUUUUGGCCAUUUUUUUCCUUAUUGGUUUUGGAUUGAGAGUUUUGUGAAUAAGUUGGCCACUAUUAGGGGUGUGAUCAAGUGAGUUUGGUUUGUUGGGCCAUAAUUUUGGGCACCAUCUUAUCUUCAAAUAAAAAAGAGGUCAUCUG